Molecule: messenger RNA, 2691 nt
Organism: Orycteropus afer afer
Lineage: Eukaryota; Metazoa; Chordata; Mammalia; Tubulidentata; Orycteropodidae
Source: RefSeq, a predicted model, not a curated record
GCUUCGCGGCGUCAUCUUCUCGACGGCCUUGGCGGCGUUGGCGACGGCGCGUAGACUCUUUACAGGGGCGACCCGUAUCCCUCCGCCGCCGGCGCGGCCCGGCCUUCCGUCCCAUGGUCCGCCAAUCCCCGUGCCUCCCGACCUGCCCUUCGGCCUGUGCCCACCCCACGCUCUGGCGGCCCCACCCCAGCGGCGCCGCCCGCCCGCACGCGCGUCCCUCGGUCCACCUGCAGCAGGCAGGAAGGCAGGCAGUCUCUGGUUGUCAGCUCGAGAGGCGCCUGCCAAGCCCAAGGCUUGGGUUCUUGCUCCCUGGCGGAGGGAUCCGUGGAGGCUAAGGAGGCGGCGCUGAACCUAGAAGGAAGAGGCAGCUGCGGCGGCGGCUCGAGCGGCAGCGCAUAAAGGGGCCGCCGCCGGGUGAUGCGGUGACCGCUGCGGCAGGCUCAGGAGCCGAGUGGGCCUCGGCCCUCAGCCGGUCCCGCCGGGCCCGCACACCCUAACUCUCCACCUUCUCCGGCCGACCCGCUAUCGCCGAGGCGGCCUCGCAUCCCCUCGCCCCUUCCCCGUCCCCGUCCCCGCCCCCGUCCCCGCCCCGGGGGCCAGCGCCACCCACCUCCCACGAUGGCUCUGAAGAGAAUCCACAAGGAAUUGAAUGACCUGGCACGGGACCCCCCAGCACAGUGUUCAGCAGGUCCUGUUGGAGAUGAUAUGUUCCAUUGGCAAGCUACAAUAAUGGGACCAAAUGACAGUCCCUAUCAGGGUGGAGUAUUUUUCUUGACAAUUCAUUUCCCAACAGAUUAUCCCUUCAAACCACCUAAGGUUGCAUUUACAACAAGAAUUUACCAUCCAAAUAUUAACAGUAAUGGCAGCAUUUGUCUUGAUAUUCUACGGUCACAGUGGUCUCCAGCACUAACUAUUUCAAAAGUACUCUUGUCCAUCUGUUCUCUGUUGUGUGAUCCCAAUCCAGAUGAUCCUUUAGUGCCUGAGAUUGCUCGGAUCUACAAAACAGAUAGAGAAAAGUACAACAGAAUAGCUCGGGAAUGGACGCAGAAGUAUGCGAUGUAAUUAAAGAAAUUAUUGGAUAACCUCUACAAAUAAAGAUAGGGGAACUCUGAAAGAGAAAGUCCUUUUGAUUUCCAUUUGACUGCUUUCUAUGAGCCCACGCCUCAUCUUCCCCUGUGCACAUGUUUACCUGAUACAGCAGUGCUACGUGUUGUACAUACUUGGAACAACAAACUAGAAAUACUGUACUCCUGUACCAACAUUGCCUCCUAGCAGAGAAGUGUGUGUGUGACAAGCCAGUUCUCCAGGCGUAACCUAGGUGUGAGACUAAAAGCUUUCCUUACUGACGUAUUUGGAUAACGGCAAGGUGAGGGGUGGUAGGUAUGGUGUGUGCUUGGAUGGGAAAAAACAGCACCACUGACAUGUAGGAGAAUGUUUUUAAGUGGAAUCCUUUUAAACUUUAAAACAGUUAUGAAAAGGAAGGUGAAGAACAUGAAACUAUUUCUGUAUUCAUUUUAUUCUGAAGGACUUACAUCUUAGGUGACAGUUAUGACCAACCAGAUUAAACUCUACCCGCACAUCCUGUAUUUUAAGGUCUAAGUUUAACUGGUAAACGUUUAAAUGGAUUGGAGCUAUUAGUAUGGCUUUUUCCCCAACUCUUUUACGUCUUCCCACCCCUUCAACCUUUGUCUACUCAGCCUCUCUUUUUCUCUUCCAUAUUCUUUGGUUUGUAUGUGGUUUCUCAGUUAAUACAUAGCUAAUAGCUCUUAUUUUUCUUAUAUUUUUAACCGCUUAGGUCUAUCUGGAUGUAAGGGUGAAAAUACAUUUGAUGGAAAUACUUGUGUAUAUUUAAAGACCCAGUCGCUCCUCUGGAGCUUGUACGUUCAAGAAUGAUUAAUCUGUGUAAUAAACUGAUUACUACAGUCAUUACAUAUACCUUUGUGUGAAUAGGCUUUUUGAUUUUAAGAAUUUUGUCUAGCUCAGAUUAGUGGUGGAUUUUCCCCCACUUCUGAAAUGUUUUCAAAUAUAUUGGUUGCAUUUUAAAAUCAUGAAACAAUUCCAGUUUACAUAGUAAAAGAAAUAUCUUGAGGCUGAUAUUACUGAACAAGAUAGGGGCAUAAGCUUAAAAGCAUUUCUAUAAAACUUUAGAUGAAUAGCAUUCCAAGAACAUGACUGUUAAACUAAAUAAGAAAUUUGCUUUAUUAAUGAAACUAAGCUGAAUUUCACCAAAACCUUGUGACAUUCCCUUGGUACAUAGGACAUAGAACACAAAGGUAUUGCUAAAUGGUAAGUUAAGCCUCUGUGAUUGUAAUUGUAAAAGAGCAACAUUGACCAAACCUGGGAAACAUGAGCACAAUCUCAUAUUGGACAGUCUACAUAAUUACUUUGCACUAACAUUUGCAGGAUGUUCAUCCAAUUUUAAAUUGUACUGUAUGUGGCUUUUUUGAAGUCUUCCCUUGACUCUAGUAAAAUGUAGUUUGAAACUUGUAAACAAAUGUGUUUGCCAAAAAAACAUUGUUCGUGUGAACUAGGCAAGUUACCUUUUUUCCUCCCCUUCUCCUAAUCUAAUUGUAAACCAGGCCAGCCCAAAGGCCAUGGCUGAUGCUCUCUAGCUAUCAGGUUCUUUCAAAUGCAUCUUUACACUCUUGCACAAAAAAUGAGGAAUAAAUGUCCACUGCUUUUGGUUUUAAA